AUGAAACUCCCUGGAGGCAUCGGCAAGGCAAUCAAAGAAGGCUGGAUGCGUGUUUUGCGUAAAUUCGGCACGACACGCUCCUGUUCGAUGUUUAGAAUUGGCGAGGCUCACAACGUGGAAGUGUUAAAAUGGGUGUUCGACAACAAAGAGUGGAAGACGUACGAGGUCAUGGAAGCUGCCGAGUGUUACGGUCGACAGGAUCUGAUUAACUGGAUCAUCACGAACGAUCCGGCCUUCGACUGGGGCGAGCUGAGAGCUGCUCCACUCAUGACACGGAGGGGUCGACAGAAAACCUUGGAUAGUGAAACGAAGUGGUAUCCAUCCGAGUCGGUCCUAGUGAAUGCAGCGUCGCAAGGCCAAUUCGAUCUUGUUAGAAAAAUCCAAAGUAAAUCCAGUGUGUACGACGUCAAAGUCGCAAUAGCGGAGGCAGCCACAAACGGGCAUUGCGAGGUUCUGGAGUUUCUCCUGACAGAGCAUGAGGCUUACAAUCGCAGACUUGCAGUGCAGAAAGCAGCAACUAAUGGCCGACUAGAUGCUUUGAUACUUCUAUUACGCACUGAGUGGGAAGUGUGCAAGUCUUUGCUUGUGACGGCGAUGGAAAUAUCCGCUGAAAGUGGUCAGGUGCAUGAUAGUCAGUAUUGUCGCGAUGAAGACCUGCAAUGUGUGAAGCACUUCAUUUACACGGAUACUCUUUUAGUUAAAGCAGCGUCGGCAGGUCAAUCGGACUCAGUUGCGUUCUUGCUGCGCCACGAUCCGUGCAAGUUCAGUAUUUUCCGUGUGGUCGAGACGCUGUUUCACUAUUUUCGCUGCAACGUCAGUAUUGUCGCGAUGAAGACCUGCAAUGUGUGAAGCACUUCAUUUACACGGAUACUCUUUUAGUUAAAGCAGCGUCGGCAGGUCAAUCGGACUCAGUUGCGUUCUUGCUGCGCCACGAUCCGUGCAAGCUCAGUAUUUUCCGUGUGGUCGAGACGCUGUUUCACUAUUUUCGCUGCAACGGUAUUAAGGUGAUUUGUACGAGUUGUACUGCGAACGAUCUACUAGAAUUUUUUCAUCAAGUGCUAACCGGGUAUCGGUGUUUUGCUAUCCUCGAAGCAGUUUAUACUGCAUGUCCCGUAUCGACGUUUAACGAGGCUUUAAACUUGGUCUUGCCUGAGUUACCAGUACCUACGGAACGUAACAGAGAAGCAAUCGAUUUCCUGCAUAAGGUGGCUCAAAUUUAGAAUAAGGUUAAUGAAAAGCAUGAUAACCUU
Phytophthora nicotianae INRA-310 is the source of this 1250-nucleotide messenger RNA. RefSeq lists its product as hypothetical. The transcript has 2 exons. Lineage: Eukaryota; Oomycota; Peronosporomycetes; Peronosporales; Peronosporaceae. The record is from RefSeq and is a predicted model, not a curated record. Bases 1 to 849 code for a protein of 282 amino acids.